UAGACUACACCGUACAGUCAAUGGGCCAGGCAGACUUUGUACAAUAAAUGCUAUAAUAACACAAGCCCGCUACACUACACGAAAGAGGUUGUAUCAUUUAGUUAACGCUGCGACAAUGUUAUUCCGAUUCGGUGUCAUUCUCACUCCGGACUCUGCGGAUGUAGAGGUCUUUGUUUUGGGUUCGCGUGUGGAAAUGGGCCACUGGGACCCGAGCGGAGCGGUUCAGAUGAAAGCCUCACGGAAGCUGGUGUCAACACAUGAACCGUGUCUGUGGAUCGGCGACGUGCAGCUGGCAGAGCCGUUCAAAGACACGCUGUGGUUCAAGUUCGUCAAAAGGGUCGGAGGCAUUUAUAUCUGGGAAGGUAGCGGUCCUAGUCAUGACAGAUGUUGUUCGUAUGACGAGAGGAACGUGGUUGACGGGGUGUACUGCCAUCCGAUUGGUCACUGGAUAGAGGAAACAGGACACACAGAUGAGAUGAAACACACCACUAACUUUUACUUCAGUGUGGCAGGUCAGAAGGCCAUUCAUUUCUCCAGGGUGCUGCCACGUAUUUGGCUGGGCAGCUGCCCUCGACAGGUGGAACAUGUGACUAUAAAGAUGAAGCAUGAAUUGGGGAUUACUGCGGUGAUGAACUUUCAGACCGAGUCGGAUCUGGUGAACAACUCUGAUGGCUGCAGGCGCAACCCUGGGGAAGCCAUGACCCCAGAGACCAUGAUUAAUUUGUACAAAGACUGUGGUCUUGUGUAUGUGUGGAUACCAACACCUGACAUGAGCACUGAGGGUCGGAUAAGGAUGCUUCCCCAGGCUGUGUUCUUGCUUCACGGUCUCUUGGAGAAUGGCCACACUGUCUAUGUUCACUGUAACGCUGGAGUUGGCAGGUCAACGGCAGCUGUUUGCGGCUUGCUCAUGUACAUCCUUGGCUGGAGCAUGAGGAAGGUGCAGUAUUUUGUUGCAGCAAGGAGGCCGGCAGUGUACAUAGAUGAGGAAGCUUUAGUUAAGGCUCAGGCAGACUUCACCCAGAAGUUUGGACAACUGCGAUCAUCGAUCUCUUUCCCAGAGACAUGAAAACCAAGUGUUCUUAUACAGAAGUCUUCCAAUUUGAAGCAGAAUUUUACAGUUAUGAAAGCUCCACUGGAUUGGACUCUUAGAAAGAAAACCGAUUCCUGACAAUGUGUGAAAAAAUAUAUUGCGUAGUCAGCAAGGAAGCUGCUAGAAGGUGAAACAAGCUAUAGUAAGGAAAGUUACUUCUAAAUGACCCACUUCAGUUGAGUGGCUUUCUUGUUGAUACCCAAGUACCUGGAAAGAGUUCUGCUGGCAAAGAUGUUUCAAGCAAUUAAUCCUACUGUGAUGUGUUAGCUUUUAACUUCAAGAACUGCCCAAUGCCGUUCAGCACAUAGUUACAAAUUGUGCACGUGGAGUCAGCUACAGGACAUUUAAAUACAUAGUGUUGACUUUUGACAAUGACAUAGUUUAUCAAAAUAAAAUUCACUUGAAUUAACUGGUCAACUUGAUUUUUUGGAGGAAAAUUAAUUGUUUACAUGAAUCAACUAAUCGGUAAAAUAGUUGAUAGAUGAGUUAGUGGCAGUCAUAGAAAGAAGUGUUGAUGCUGCAUGAAAAUGGCACUCCUCGCAAAAGCAACAAAUCAAUUCCAAAAACCAAAAUAACGACAAUGCCUCUCCCUCUCUGUCAGAGCAGUAUUCAGCUCCAAGACAUUGAAGAAUACAGCUCCACCCCAUCUCUCUCAGAGAGCUUGAUAGCAUUUCAUCUUUAUUUAUUAAUCCGACAGAUGCUAUUUCGACCUAUCUCCUAAAUAACAAAAACAACAUCCCUGCCAGACCAUUUUAAUGCAUACAUAAUAAGACAUUAUUGGAAUACGGUUCGUUGUCAAUCUUGAAUGUCUGCCUAGACUCCUGUUGAGGAUAUAUUGCUUUUUUAAAAUACAGUGUUUUUGUUACCCGUCCUUGAUUUAGGAAAAGUUAGUAGAUUAGAUGGGAGGAAAAAAUUUCUCCCCAGCACAAGUCAUAUUUUCAUUACCUUUCAGUGAGCCCCUUUAGAAGACAGCACCUCAUGAGUUGUCAGUGGAGAUGGGUGGGUGGAUUGAACCAUGCAUGUGUGCUAGGGGAAACAUUGUGGAUUUCCAAACAUUCUAAAAAUAUUCACAAAAACUGAAUAUGAUAUGACUGACAUGCUUUUCUUAUUUUUACUGACAAAGAAAUGGGUGCACUGGUUUGAGGAAAAGUACCGUGCAUUCCAUACAGUACUGUAUGUGUGUGAGAGCUGGGGUCUGCUCAUGUAAUUGGUAAAUAUGUUGUGUCUUUCCCCUGGGUUAUUGCCAGUGACUGAUGUUAUAUAAUAUUUGCAGUCUACAUGAUUUCCAGGAUCUGCCAAUCACAUACACUGGUUCCACAGGAUCCUUGCAUUCACAUUAAAGUAAGCAUUAGAGAGCAUUCGCAAAUGUCAGAAAGAUGGCUUUUUAUGGUGCAGAGGAAUCAACAAAUGUGUCUUCAAUUCCAUUUAAUCUAAAAUGUGCCAUGAGAAUACACUGCGUACCUGUGUUUAGCCUAUUGUUAUUGCUUUCAAUGUCCCUGAAAGCCAUCUAAAAGCUUGUAUUUAUUACAUCUGCUCUUCCUUUUACAGACACAUCCAUUCUGCCGAUUUAAAACAUCACAGACUCAUUCUUUAAAUUUGCUUCUGCAGUACACCCCUUCAUGUAACCAUUAAUGGAUCCAUCAACCAUUUUUCUCCACCGUAAAGUGAAAAAAACAACCUAUAAUGACAUGAAAUAAAUAUUUCGCAGGAACAACCUUUUAGGAUGUAAAUCACAUUGAAUGGUUUGAUGCCACCAUCUUAGCAGAGAGGCUCGUGAUGAUAAUGCAUUUACAUGAAAGGUGCACGGCAAAAAUUAUUCACAUUAUCGAGUGUUUUGUUCAUGUGUAUAAAGUAUCCAAAUGAACGACAUAAAAGACAGUUAUGUGCAGAUUACAAUAACAUAACUGCAGGGAACACACAAAAAAGAAACAAACCAGCUGAAUUGAGAUCGUCUUUAAUCAUUAAAACUGCUUCAGUUAUAUUGAAGCUAUUAAUCAAUAGUAUAGGUCACAUUAGACAAGGAUACCCUUGUAGCCAGAGCAGAGGGGCUUAAAUCCCAAUUAAUUGGACCCACAUUAUGAUAUUUAGUGUAUUUUAACAGGCAAUAUUGAUUUUUUAAACUGCUCCGAGCAGUGUCAGUUUCAGGUGGCUGAUUCAGAUCAGUUCAUGACAGUGCCACAGUCUGAUAUCAGGUCAGAGACACCAGCCAAGAGUAAAACAAAAAAACCAAAGCUGUGCGCAGGUGUUACUGCCAAGUUUAACAUCUACAGAAUCUCACCAGCUGUGAAAAUUGUAUCAUUAUUGUUAGCAACUGGAAUAUUGCCUUGUCAGUGUAUCAAAGACAGCAAGUACCCUGGACAGCCCCUGAAUCCCUGGUGGCCUCUGAACUAGCACUUUGGACGGUGGCCAUGACACACAGCUGCAGAAUGCUAUCAAAGAUCCACCUGAGCUGUACAGGCAACCAGGAGGCUGCUGUAGACUGUAUGCUGAUUCACUUAUUGUCACAUUAACCCGAGUCAUGCCACUGAUGGACACUAAAGCCAUGAGGGAAAAUGUUGGGUCUGUAUCCAUCAACUUGUAUGUUAGAUGUUGAUUGUAUAAAAUCACUGUACUUAGUAAGUAUGAGUCGGAUUUUUGUCCAUUGUGGUUUGUAAGAACAACAUUGAAUUAUCCAGGAAGUUUCAUCUCCAGUCUUUUAAGCUAAUAGACAUAGUAUUUGUGUCCAGACAGCGGAGCUAAUGACGAUGCAAAUUAUUGCGCAGCCCAGAAGUGUCCCAUUUAUAUACAUUACAUUCCCCAACCCUAAUCAUCAAAUCAUUGAGAAACGUAAAUAAUUCUACAUCAGACUGCUGCCAGUCAAAUUCUACGUAACUCAGCCAUGUAAUUGUGUAUUACAAUUAAAUUUCAACAGCUAAAACAAUGACCACACACCUGUCAAAGAAAUUAAAGCCAGCUGAGUGGGUACACCAAAGAUUUACAAUACGGUACUACGUCUUUGUGACGUUUGCAUAUUAACUUAUUUGUUAAACAUUAAAUAUUAGUUACUCCUGAAUUGACAUUACCAUAAACUUCAGAUUAUUUUACAAGUGAAGGGGGUGAUAUAUCAUAAAACUUUGUUGCCAAAUCAAUCUCCUGAACAGGUGGUGCUUCAUAACAUCUGGGUUACCAACCCCAUGGUUGUACAGAGUGCAAGAAGACAACACAAAUCAAACUGUGUACAGUAGUUAUUUCUCUAUGUAAGAUAAAUAUGUAUAUUCUAUGGCUAUAUUUAUUCAACCAUUGCCUCAUUUCAUCCAACAAUAACAAAGCUGUUUCCAAUAACAUGCCAGACACUCAGUCCACGUCUUGCAAAGGCUCAUUAAAUGUCCCUCUGCUUUAUUUUGCAUAUCUGUGAGAUGGAUGAGCAGAGCUAUUUAAUGUCAGUAAGGCACACUCACAAGAAGACAUUAUUUGUUUACUUUCUCUAUUAGAUAUUAUUAUCUAAGCAAAGCAAGUCUAUUUCAGCUCAAGAGUGAAUUGUGUUUUGUCCAAUAAGACUCAUGAUGAUGAUUUUGAACAUGACCUAUGCCCUUUGAAACGUUUACCAUUCAUCUUCCAUGCAGUUCUAUUAGCAAGACCAGUCCGCACUGACCAUUCAUUCAUCAUAGAGAGGUAGAGCUUUUUCACCUGCACAGACAGUCCCACAAGUCCCACACACAAAGAGCCACAAACGAUUUAUAUUCAUCACGUCAGUCUAGGCACCCCAAGUCAAUUUACUUAAUAGAUUCCAAGUCCAGGCAUAUCAUUUGCAUGGUGUGGGCUCACUGUGUGCUUAAGAAAAAUCCAGCAAUGAAGACAUUGCUCUUGACUUUGCUCCCGGGCAGAACUCCAGCCACCCUGGCAGGUACUGACUGUAGAGGGAAAAGUGUAGGGAUGCCGUUUGACCAAAUACCUCCUUAUAUACAGGUUUAUUCUACCAUAUAUACUUCAAGAGCUUGCAAUAGCAGCCUUUCUUGCUGAAAGAAUGGUGGGAGGUUUCUCUAUACAGCUUAAGAACAUCUGACUAUGAGGCAUUCUAUGGUACAAUAUAUGAAGGACAUGAGUAAUGUCAGACAUUUGAAAAAAAGUUAAAACAAAGAACAAAUCUGGGGGCUUCAGUGCAGCAUUGUUGAAUAAUAAAAACAUCGGAGGUUGCAAGACUUGGACUUACUCUGUGAGGCUGAACAGCAGUAUUUUUAUGCGUGUGCCACACCAAAAUAUGGCUUGUCUCCCUUCAGACCGCCACAUACAACACUUUAUGGACAUGAAUUCCGCCCAGUGUUAGAAAUAAUCUGUUAUUCUGUCUCUGUUGUCUGUCUCUGUGCAUGGGGGUCACUCACUGUGUGACAAAGGUCACUAUCUGCAUGGGUAAUUCACUAACUUUGUGUGUGCCCUCUCUCUAUGCAAUUAUGGAUUAAUCAUGCAAUAUGCUUUUGAUACAAUGAUUAUGAUCGUGUGUUAAUAUUGGUUUAGAAACUGUGAUUACCUUAAAUACAUUUAUCCCAACUGCUUGAAUUGAGUAAACUUCUAUAAUCCCAAAAAUAUAUUGUAUGUUUCAUAUUUUAUGUUUUAUAUUUUGUGUGCACAUUGCAACAUCUGUGUCUCCAAUUAAAAGUUUGGAUAACAGGUCAGGACACGGACUUGGUGUACUGGGCAGGGAAGAUUACUGCCUGGUCACAUGACGUGUCCCUAUAUAGAUUAAAACUGACGAUCAACGGAUCAAGAGGGUGGCACUUCCUGGAAGAGAUCUACCUUCAUUUUUUAGCAAAAUCUGUCAGAAUAUAAAAAAGGGUUCAAGGGAAAUGAGACUGGUCCAACCUCCAUGAACUGACCAGCCUAUGUCAUGUCAGGGACAUGUAGAUUGAACCCAGAGAUCUCUGUAACUGCACAUUUCUUGACGUAUUGUAAUAAAAUGUAAAAACUAAGAACUUGGACAUCUCCUGCUCAUCAUUCCCCAUCAAACGAUCUGCGCAGAGAAAUAGGUGAGAGGUUACUGUUGGAGUCAGA
Molecule: messenger RNA, 6115 nt
Organism: Centropristis striata (black sea bass)
Lineage: Eukaryota; Metazoa; Chordata; Actinopteri; Perciformes; Serranidae
Gene: epm2a
Product: EPM2A glucan phosphatase, laforin
Exons: 4
Coding region: 116-1066 (316 amino acids)
Biological process (GO): protein dephosphorylation
Cellular component (GO): nucleus; cytoplasm
Molecular function (GO): protein tyrosine/serine/threonine phosphatase activity; protein tyrosine phosphatase activity; starch binding
Source: RefSeq, a predicted model, not a curated record